Molecule: messenger RNA, 4970 nt
Organism: Oncorhynchus tshawytscha (Chinook salmon)
Lineage: Eukaryota; Metazoa; Chordata; Actinopteri; Salmoniformes; Salmonidae
Gene: nat10
Product: N-acetyltransferase 10
Exons: 27
Coding region: 165-3272 (1035 amino acids)
Biological process (GO): rRNA acetylation involved in maturation of SSU-rRNA
Cellular component (GO): 90S preribosome; nucleolus
Molecular function (GO): tRNA binding; 18S rRNA cytidine N-acetyltransferase activity; ATP binding
Source: RefSeq, a predicted model, not a curated record
AGCAGGGUCCUUCAGAACCGCCGUCCCCACGUGAGUUUAUCGGCAUGAUUGCAGCAUGUAAACUAAACUAACUGCUUCCAGAGUUUUGUCGUGCUUUCAUCUACAUUUAUUAGUUUAAUCCGGAUUAAACACCAGUGGGGUUACUAACUACGUCAGGGACCACCAUGGCAACAUUUCGGAAAAAGAUAGAUAACAGGAUCCGUGUCCAGAUAGAUAAUGGCGUUUCCGAGCAACACCGCACCAUGUUCGUGGUGGUCGGGGACCAUGGCAGAGACCAGGUUGUCAUCCUGCACCACAUGCUGUCCAAAGCCGCAGUCAGAGCCAGACCAUCUGUCCUCUGGUGCUAUAAGAAAGAGCUGGGCUUCAGCAGCAACCGAAAGAAGCGCAUGCGUCAGCUCCAGAAGAAGAUCAAGACCGGCACUCUGAACAUUAAGCAAGACGACCCCUUUGAGCUGUUUGUCGCUGCCACUAACAUCCGCUACUGCUACUACAACGAGACACACAAGAUUCUUGGAAACACUUACGGCAUGUGCGUCCUGCAGGACUUUGAGGCUCUCACUCCCAAUCUCCUGGCUCGAACUGUGGAGACUGUGGAAGGAGGAGGGAUCGUGGUAAUUCUUCUCAGGACGGUCAACUCACUCAAGCAGCUGUACACAAUGACUAUGGAUGUUCAUUCUCGCUACAGGACCGAGGCCCAUCAGGACGUGGUGGGAAGGUUCAAUGAGAGGUUCAUCCUAUCUCUGUCGUCCUGUAAGACGUGCGUUGUCAUUGACGACCAGCUCAACGUCCUGCCCAUCUCCAGCCACAUUGCCAACAUCAAGCCUGUUCCUCCCAAGACUCAGGAGGACAGUCUUUCGCCACGGGAACAGGAGCUGAUUGAGUUAAAGGAGUCUCUACAGGACACGCAGCCUGUUGGUGUGCUGGUGGACAGCUGCAAGACCAUGGAUCAGGCCAAGGCGGUGCUGAAGUUCAUUGAGGCCAUCUCAGAGAAGACCCUGCGGAGCACUGUGGCUCUGACUGCAGCUAGAGGCAGGGGCAAGUCUGCAGCACUGGGACUGGCUGUGGCUGGGGCUGUGGCAUUUGGCUACUCCAACAUCUUCAUCACCUCCCCCAGCCCAGACAACCUGCACACUCUGUUUGAAUUCAUCUUCAAAGGCUUCGAUGCCCUUCAAUACCAGGAGCACCUGGACUAUGAGAUCAUCCAGUCUCUGAACCCUGAGUUCAGCAAGGCUGUGGUUAGAGUCAACAUCUUUAAGGAGCAUAGACAGACUAUUCAGUACAUCCACCCGGCUGAUUCAGUGAAGCUGGGUCAGGCUGAGCUGCUGGUGAUAGAUGAAGCUGCAGCCAUCCCCCUUCCUCUGGUCAAGAAGCUGCUCGGACCAUACCUGGUCUUCAUGGCCUCCACCAUCAACGGGUAUGAGGGCACAGGUCGUUCUCUCUCCCUGAAGUUGAUCCAACAGUUGAGGCAGCAGAGUUCAGAGAGCCAGCAGAGUCUGUCAGCAGAGAACAGGAGCACCAAUACAGCCAGGCUAAAUGCAGCUCGCUCCCUCCAAGAGGUGUCCCUCCAUGAGUCCAUCCGUUAUGCCAUGGGAGACCCUGUAGAGAAGUGGCUCAACGAGCUGCUGUGUCUGGACUGUCUAAACAUCCCCAGAGUCAUCUCUGGCUGCCCCCUGCCACAGACCUGUGACCUAUACUAUGUGAACAGAGACACACUGUUCUGCUACCACAAGGCAUCUGAAGCCUUCCUACAGAGACUCAUGGCUCUCUAUGUGGCUUCGCACUACAAGAACUCUCCCAACGACCUGCAGAUGUUGUCAGAUGCCCCGGCACAUCACCUCUUCUGCCUACUGCCUCCUGUUCCUCCCACACAGAACUCACUGCCAGAGGUCCUGGCUGUCAUACAGGUGUGUCUGGAAGGAGAGAUCUCUCGUCAGUCCAUCCUCAACAGUCUGUCCAGAGGAAAGAAGGCUUCCGGUGACCUCAUCCCCUGGACCGUGUCAGAGCAGUUCCAAGACCCCGAGUUUGGCAGUCUGUCUGGAGGCAGGGUGGUGCGCAUUGCUGUCAACCCUGACUAUCAGGGGAUGGGUUAUGGCUCCAGAGCACUGCAACAGUUACAGCUGUACUACGAGGGUCAGUUCCCCUACAUGGAUGAGAACGCACAGACCGCUAACAGCCAGAUCACCUCUGUCACCAGCGAGGCGGUGAGCCUCCUAGAAGAGGUGUUGCACCCUAGGAAGGACCUCCCUCCUCUGCUUCUGAAGCUGAGUGAGAGGAGGGCUGAGAGACUAGAAUACCUGGGAGUAUCCUAUGGCCUCACACCUCCGCUGCUCAAGUUUUGGAAGAAAGCGGGUUUUGUCCCUGUCUAUUUGCGGCAAACCCCUAACGACCUGACGGGGGAGCACUCGUUGGUGAUGUUGAAGGAGCUCAACACAGUGGAGGCUCCUGAACAGGGCCAGUGGCUGUCUGCCUUCUGGAAAGAUUUCCGUCGGCGCUUCCUGUCUCUGCUCUCCUACCAGUUCAGCAGCUUCUCUCCCAGUAUGGCCCUCAACAUCCUGCAGAACAAGAGCACCACCAAGACGGAUGCCAGCUCCGCCCUGAGCAGUUCUGAGCUGUCUGGUCAGUUCAGCCCCUAUGAUCUGAAGCGUCUGGAGAUGUACUCUAGGAACAUGGUGGACUACCACCUCAUCAUGGACCUCAUCCCUGCCGUGGCACGCAUGUUCUUCCUCAAACAGCUGGGAGACGUGACCCUGUCCGCCGCACAGUGUGCUCUGUUGCUAGGUGUGGGGCUGCAGCAUAAAUCAGUGGACCAGCUGGAGAAGGAGAUUGACCUUCCCAGCUCUCAGCUCAUGGGACUGUUCAACCGCCUCAUCAGGAAAGUAGUGCAGUUCUUCAACAGAAUCCAGGAGAAGGCCAUUGAGGCAGAGAUGGUUGUAUCUAAAGACAUCUCCAUGGAGCCCACGGUCAAAACCCUCAAUGAUGAUCUAGAUGAGGCAGCCAAAGAGUUCCAGGAGAAACACAAACAGGACAUGGAGAAGGUCAAGGAGAUGGACCUGCAACAGUACCUGAUCCGAGGAGAUGACGAGGAAUGGGACCAGGUGUUGAAGAAAGCAGGACAGACAGCUGUUGUCAGCAUAAAGAGUGACAAGAAGAGGAAGUAUGAGCAGCCGAGGCCAGACAAAAACGAGGGAGGAGAUACACGACAUGGCAAACUGAAGAAAACGAAGAAGGGAGGAGGCAAGGAGAAGAAAAAGUUUGAAAAGAGGCCAUUAUAGUGUAAAUUAUAGUCGUUUUUAUAUUCGCUUAAAUAUUUUAUUAGAAAUGUAGGUUUUUUUUUCAGAUCCACUUUACUAAGUUUCAUAACAUUUAAUUUAGUUUUUAUAUAAUUUAGUUUGUCUUGUGGACAGAAAUAAUCCUUUGCAUUGAAGGCUGCGAGACGGGUUGUAUAGUGUUUGUGUUUUUUGGGAUGUCACUUGUCACUGGGGCAGCAAUGCACAAACUGCAGGGUCAGGUCUUUGGGUUUAAAGGUAGAUUCAGCAAGAUCCCAUAGAUGCACGAAGUAAACCAUGGUAAUGGGUCAAUUUCCGCAACAACCAGGAGCGCUGAAGCGUGAGCUUUCUCCUCUGUAUUGUUCCCGUAGUUACCCGUGCGCAUGCCGCAGAUACUCUGUUCAACUGUGAGGGCAGUCUUGCAUCAUGCUCAUCUGAAUGGGGGCGUUCGAGCAGCCGCUUUGCAUUUCGGGGUUGAAGUUGUCCGACUUGCACCGAAUUGUUAAUUGCAUGAACUUUACAAGAAUCAUGGAGUUUUGACUGCAAGUUUCUGCAGUUUCUCUAAAUGGAUCCUGUAGUCGCCGCCUGCAUUGUGGGAAGUUCUAUUGUCAACCAAUCAUUAGGGUGUUUUUGUUUGACCAAUUUGCCAAUAGAGAGAGAUUAAAUAUAUACAUUAUAUUCUCCAAAAUGUUUUAUUUAAGGCUCUCACUAAUUGAUUGUACAAUGUGUACACAUACUUAUUGCUGUGUGUGUGAUAUGGGGGUUCAAAAUGUGUUCAUCUCGACAUUAUAAAAAAGCCUUUUAUAAACACUGCAAUGUUGAUCAAACCUUGCUGUUGGAAAACCAGUGUCUGACUUUAGGCUGUCGCAGAUGCACCUCCCCCGUCUACUGUCGGUUGCCUCUGCCUAACCACUCAAACACGCCCAUCAUAUCUGCGGUGCUGCUCGAUCACGCUGAAUCUACUUUUAUAAUUUAAAGUCGGUCUAAAUAUGACCUGCCAGAUCCAGACACAUUAGAAAAGAACAAAACAUUAACACCCCAUUAGAUAUUUUCCCCAAAAAACAAUUUGACUUAUGUUCAGUUUGUUUAAUUAUUUCAGUUUAAACAGUUUUUUCAUUUAUUUUAGUGUACAGCAGUAGGACUGUGCUGUGUCACCUUUCUCUGUGCCUAGCCCUGUACCCAAGGGUUCGAUGGAAUGGGACAGAGUACCAUCCAUAGUGAAAAUGAGAAACUAUUAGACUUUAUGUACCCACCACCUGAGGAUAGGAGACAGCAUACAGUGGUGACAGUUCCACCCAUAGAAAUAGAAUAAUUAUUUGCUAUGGUUCCACCACCUGCCUUUUCCUGUACCACUGUAACCGGCUCAUUUAAUCCAAUACCAACAAUAUAUGGAGUUGCUUACAUUCAGAUGAGUUGGAGUCUGCAAGGGUCAACAUACUUCAAGAUGAUUCAUUGAAUGAUGAGCAUACAUUUGACUUUUUGUAUAAUUUGACCAUUGUCACCUAGCCUCGAUCUUCAGUGAAUGGAAAACGUGCCUGUUGUCUGUUCUAGUAUUUGUUUGCGGAGAAUGAGUUUCACAUGGAAAGUAAAGUAGCCAACCUUUCUACUUACUGGGAGACAAGUACAAAUAACUUAAAGCAGCAUGAUGUAUGUUUUAUUGAUUAACUACUUUACCAAUACAAAAUGUCUCCCUUUUGGAAAUGA